CGCGUGCAGAUGAGGUCGAGAGCCCACUUGAAGCACAGCAGCGUGCGUCUGGUUCCGGGCCGGGGGAUUGCUUCUUCUUCAUCAGGCGGGUCCAGGUGAUCUCGCACCGAGGAGACGCACCCACGCGCCCACGCACCCAGCCGCCUCAGCGUCCGUCGGCGGAAAUCCUUCCACUCCCUCCCCGGUCUCCAGCACACGAGCGACCGAGUAGAUGUUCAAGUCCAUGCGUUCUCAUCUCCUCAGCUGAAGCCCCAAAUUUCGCCCGCCGAGAUGGAAAAUGCGCACACUAAACCGGCGAGUGAAGUUUUAGACUUGUUCGGCGUGAAUGAAAACACAGGACUGACUCAGGAGCAAGUCAAAGUGCAACUGGACAAAUAUGGGCCGAACGAGCUCCCCGCUGAAGAAGGAAAGUCCCUGUGGGAACUGGUGCUGGAGCAGUUUGAAAACCUUCUCGUCAGGAUCCUGCUCCUCGCUGCCUGUGUCUCCUUUGUGUUGGCUCUGUUUGAGGAGGGGGAGGAGACCGCCACCGCCUUUGUCGAGCCUGUCGUCAUCCUCCUCAUUCUCAUCGCGAACGCCGUUAUUGGUGUCUGGCAGGAGCGAAAUGCCGAGAAUGCCAUCGAGGCACUUAAAGAGUAUGAACCCGAGAUGGGAAAGGUGUACCGCAUGAACCGGAAAGCCGUGCAGAGAAUCAAAGCCAGGGACAUCGUUCCAGGAGACAUAGUCGAGGUGGCAGUCGGUGACAAAGUUCCAGCGGACAUCAGGGUGACCUCUAUCAAGUCCACCACCUUGAGAGUGGACCAAUCCAUCCUCACAGGGGAGUCCGUGUCCAUCAUCAAACACACUGACCCAGUUCCUGACCCCAGAGCUGUCAAUCAAGACAAGAAGAACAUGUUGUUUUCUGGCACCAACAUUGCGGCCGGUCGGGCUAUCGGUGUGGUCGUGGCGACUGGCGUUGCUACCGAAAUUGGCAAAAUCCGCAAUCAGAUGGCGUCGACGGAACAAGAUAAGACGCCGCUGCAGCAGAAGUUGGACGAGUUUGGCGAGCAGCUCUCCAAGGUCAUCUCCCUCAUCUGCGUGGCCGUGUGGGUGAUCAAUAUCGGCCACUUCGGAGACCCCGUCCACGGCGGCUCCUGGGUGCGGGGAGCCAUCUAUUACUUUAAGAUAGCGGUGGCCUUGGCUGUGGCCGCCAUCCCCGAAGGCCUGCCUGCCGUCAUCACCACCUGCCUGGCCCUCGGGACCCGUCGCAUGGCCAAGAAGAACGCCAUCGUGCGCAGUCUGCCCUCAGUGGAGACCCUCGGUUGCACCUCUGUCAUCUGCUCUGACAAGACGGGGACCCUCACCACCAACCAAAUGUCUGUUUGCAGAAUGUUUGUGAUAGACAAAGUGCAGGAUUCAAGCUGCACCCUGCAUGAGUUCUCCAUAACUGGAUCCACGUAUGCACCUGAAGGGCAAAUACUGAAAGGAGACCGGUCAGUCCAGUGUGGAGACUAUGAUGGACUUUUGGAGUUGGCCACCGUGUGUUCCAUGUGCAAUGACUCCUCAUUGGACUACAAUGAGGCCAGAGGGAUGUACGAGAAAGUGGGUGAAGCCACAGAGACUGCCCUGACCACCUUGGUGGAGAAGAUGAACGUCUUCAAAACGGACCUUUCCGGACUGGGCAAGGUGGAGCGUGCUGGGGCCUGCAACUCGGUGAUUAGGCAGCUGAUGAAGAAGGAGUUCACGUUGGAGUUCUCUCGUGACCGCAAGUCCAUGUCAGUCUACUGCACGCCAGUCAAGAUUGGCUCUCAGAGCAAGAUGUUUAUCAAGGGUGCUCCAGAGAGUGUGCUUGAGCGAUGCCAGUACAUGCGUGUGGGAACUGGCAAGGUGGCGCUGACACCCGCGCUGCGUGACCAGCUCAUGUGCAAGGUCCGCGACUGGGGCACAGGCAGGGACACCCUGCGCUGCCUCGCUCUGGCCACGCGUGACAACCCGCCACGCAAAGAGGACAUGGAUUUGGAGAAUUCCAACAAGUUUGUAGACUAUGAGUUGAGCCUCACAUUCAUUGGCUGUGUGGGCAUGCUGGACCCGCCUAGGAAGGAGGUAAUAGGCUCGGUGAAACUCUGCAACGAGGCAGGUAUUCGUGUGAUCAUGAUCACGGGGGACAACAAGGGCACAGCGGUGGCCAUCUGCAGGCGCAUUGGCAUCUUCGGCGAGGAGGACGACGUGACGGGAAAGGCGUACACCGGCCGAGAGUUCGAUGACCUGGCCCCCGAAGCCCAGAAAGAAGCAGUGAAACACGCGCGAUGUUUCGCACGCGUGGAGCCAGCUCACAAGUCGAAGAUUGUUGGAUUCCUGCAGUCCUUCGACGAGAUCACUGCCAUGACUGGAGAUGGAGUGAAUGAUGCCCCCGCCUUGAAGAAAGCGGAGAUUGGCAUCGCCAUGGGCUCGGGUACAGCAGUGGCCAAAUCGGCCUCUGAGAUGGUACUUUCUGAUGAUAACUUCUCCACCAUUGUGUCUGCUGUGGAGGAGGGCAGAGCCAUCUACAACAACAUGAAGCAGUUCAUCAGAUACCUCAUCUCCUCCAACGUGGGCGAAGUCGUGUGCAUCUUCCUGACAGCCAUUCUGGGUCUCCCCGAAGCUUUGAUACCAGUCCAGUUGUUGUGGGUUAAUCUGGUGACUGAUGGUCUGCCUGCCACCGCCCUGGGCUUUAACCCCCCUGACUUGGACAUCAUGGACAAACCUCCGCGUAAUCCCAAAGAACCUCUCAUCUCAGGAUGGCUUUUCUUCCGCUACUUGGCCAUUGGAGGCUAUGUGGGUCUUGGGACAGUGAGUGCAGCCACGUGGUGGUACCUGUUUGAUGAAGAAGGGCCACACGUGUCUUUUUAUCAGCUGAGACACUUCAUGCAGUGCACCGAGGAGAACCCAGUGUUUCAGGGAAUAGAUUGUGGGGUGUUUGAAUCCCGCUACCCCACCACCAUGGCCCUGUCUGUGCUUGUCACCAUCGAAAUGUUCAACGCGCUCAACAGUUUGUCUGAGAACCAGUCCCUUGUUAGAAUGCCUCCCUGGGUCAAUAUUUGGUUACUGGGAGCCAUCAUCCUUUCGCUCUCCCUCCACUUCUUAAUCCUUUAUGUUGAGCCUAUGCCACUGAUCUUCCAGGUGACCCCUCUGCGAUGGUCUCAAUGGACCGUGGUCCUGAAAAUUUCAAUCCCUGUCAUCCUCCUUGAUGAGGCACUAAAAUAUAUUUCCAGGAAUCAUCUUGAAGCCUAAAUAUUUCUCUCCCCUUCUAUGGAAAGGUGAUGAUGACAACAAGUACAGAAAGAGAUGGCAGCAGAAUUAAGUCGUCUCCCUCAAACACGCUCACACAGUUAGACGCAAGCCUUCCUUCUUCCCUUUCCAAGCGGCAACACCUGACUCAUCCUUCCCUACUCCUGCGUUUUGGAUGAACCGCCACUACACGGUCAAGAGACAUGCGUGAGAACGCAUGUGCACGACAAAGAAAGCCGCUGCGCGCUUUGGCUUGAGUGCGAGAGUGAAUGAGGGCAACUGUUUGAGACGUCUGCAGUUAUUUUGUUGUUGUUGUUCUUACAGUACAGUAGUGCAAAUUGAGCGGUGCGUUCGCUGGACAAGAAAGGAGAGCAGUGGAAUGGGGAUUAAUAAUCCGGGGGGGGGGGGGGGGGGUGUUAAAGGGAAGACAAAUCUAAAUUAUCACAGAGAUGGAAAGGUGAUUACUGAUUGGUUGCUUGUGGCUAAAUGCGGCUCUUGAGCUAUUGUGUGUGUGUGUGUGUGUCAGGUCACUUUAGAGCGUUACCAAACCUGUGUGUGCAUGUGUGGUACUGCCCAAGCUUCUGCAAAUCAGUUUUCUAGGAGCACAGUCGUGUGAUAAUGUGAUCCGGUUGUCGUCCCAGUAAAGCUUUGUCGUCACGCUUCGUCUUUCCCCUCAGCUCUAAUGGUGUUGCAGUGCUCAACUGUCUUGUUCUGACUGCACUCGCACUGUCUGUGUGAAUAGCUUUACGCCGCUUGACCGCUUUCUUCAAUGCCUUACUUGCGGGGCCCACCUUAAAGACUUGGCGACAAAUGAAAAGUCAAAUAAAAAAAAAAGUCAAACGUCAAGCGGCAAUGAAACCAACGUAUCAGUGGUGUCGUCAUUCGGACCUUUUUAAUUUAUUCCGUGUGCGCACGACUUUCGCGUGAAAUUUCAGAAUGAAAAAUGUACUUUAACCUUUACAUGUACAAAGUGCAGGUAUUUGGGGCCAUCUCAACUGUUCAGCGCAGAUGUCCAACUGUUCAAUGUUUCAGUACUUUUCGCACAAGUUGCUGUUCUCUAACAAAGACUUAAACAGCAAACAAGCGCUAUCCCAGGACGUCCACUUUUAUGGCUUUCUGCUACAUUUUCCGUCUCUCUGUAGCUCUGUUGCAAUCUGCUGAUGACACUGUGCCUCUCUAAGCUUAGCGGCCACUUUCCUCUGAGAACACCCUGUUUGAAAGCCUGCAAUGACGAGGUACGAUCGAUCCACUGUUUAGCUUUUGUCUUGAUGUCAUGAUAUCAAAAUGUGAACAGAAUUGGUAUUUAAACCGUCCUCUUCAUCAUAGAGGACGGUUUAAAUACCACUGAUUGAACCAGGAAACGUAUGGUAGUUUGAUGAAUUAAAACAUAUUGUGAAUUUUUGCCGAGAUGUGCAAAAAGUAGUGAAACAUCGAACAGUUGGAAAUGCGGAUUGAAAGGUUUUGAGAAGAGCACGUUAAUUUCUCCUGUAAAGGUUACGGAGCACCUUAGGUUAAUCCUGAAAAUUCACCCGAAAGCCGACUAUCCCUAAAUUUUUGUGAGUACUGUAUAUAUUACUGUAAGCUAAUAAAUAUUUCAGCCUCUGAGUCGAACAUAUUGUACAAUAUAAGUUAAAGAAUGGCAAGUAGGCUGCUUGUCUCUCCAGAAAAGAUGAAAUCACACCAUGCCUUAUACAGCCCCACUGCACCACCACUUUGAACAAGUGGUGAAAAUGAAUGUCUGCGUAAUACUCACUGCUACCACUCAAAAGAUGCUUGGCCCAAAAGCGAGGUGUUGGUCCUCAGGAUGUUUAUGGAAAACCUGAUUUUUUUUUUUUUUUUUUUUUUUUUUUUUUUUUUUUUCUCCCCCCCCCCCUCUUCUUCGAGUAUGUGUGCUUUGUGCGCUGCUCUUUCACUCCUCCCACGUUCUCGGUCUUUUAGCAACUCAAUUGGUAAUGUUUUAUAUAAUUAAAUGUAUUUGACUGAAUGAACACGCAGGGUUGAGAGUGUAUGUUUUAUCUCUUAAUUAUUGGUUUCGUGCCAGGUCCUGGUGCUAUGUGGACCAGGUCCCAGUGAUUUUUUUGCUUUAUUUUAUUUUAUUUUGGUCCGCUUGCCCAUUGCUUGCGCACAUAAACAGAAAAAGUGCUGGAUUUAAAAGUAAGAGGGUGAUAAUGUUCCCAAUGAAUUCCGCGAGAUGUGUAAAAAUAGCUUUCAUAAUAAUGUUUUGAACACCAAGGGAGAGAGUGUGCUCAGAACCACCUGCUCCCGUGUCCUGGUUUUCCAUGGCUCUGCAACCUCUGGCCACCAGGCAAUGUAGAGGUCUGUAUACGCUUAUUUACUACUGAAUCCUCAGUUCUGUACAGAAGAUGAAUAUAUGAUUGCAUGGAGUCACGUUACUGUAAUAAUAACCUAUACAGUAUAUAGAUUGUUUUGAGCGAUAGCAAUGAAUGAAUGACUUCUUUUUUCCCCUUUCAGCACUUCUUACUGUUUUUGUAGACUAGACAGAUAUUUAUCUUUUUGGGGAGGGGUUUACAUUUUUUUGUGGUUUUUUUUGUGUUUGACUGUAGGGGAAGAAUAUGGCAUCAAACUCAAGAAUCAUUGCUUACUCUGGUUAACUGAUCAUUUCAGUUUGUUGGUCUGGGAAUGGUCAAAAGAUUUGUGUCGGAAUUGUGGUUAACACUGAGCAAGUGGCAGUAAUGGAUUCUGGGUAAUGAAGUUUUAUGACUGUACAGUGAAGGGCUUGACGUGGAUGCAGGCUCUAGAGACCCCUGACGCGCCUUAAAAAUUGGACACCCUGGUAGGACUGCCAUCGUGGUACUCCUGCCAUCUCGGAUAACCUGGUUUACCAACAGUAGUGGGAUGAUAAUGUUCAUAUCAAGAACACCUAACAAUUUUAAGAAAAAUAAAGUCUCUAGAGCCUGACUUCUACCUCUGAAAAUGGAAAAGAUAGUCUGUAUUGCCUUGUUAAUAUUGAAUGUGGACACAUUUUAUAUAAAACAAAGACGUGGAAAUAAAGAUUAUUUAUCUUA
This is a messenger RNA of Phyllopteryx taeniolatus (common seadragon), 6269 nucleotides long. It is a transcript of the gene atp2a3, whose product is annotated as ATPase sarcoplasmic/endoplasmic reticulum Ca2+ transporting 3. Gene Ontology annotation, cellular component: membrane. The record is from RefSeq and is a predicted model, not a curated record. Bases 271 to 3246 code for a protein of 991 amino acids. Gene Ontology annotation, biological process: intracellular calcium ion homeostasis; calcium ion transmembrane transport. The transcript is spliced from 22 exons. Gene Ontology annotation, molecular function: ATP binding; P-type calcium transporter activity; ATP hydrolysis activity. Lineage: Eukaryota; Metazoa; Chordata; Actinopteri; Syngnathiformes; Syngnathidae.